GCCUUUAUUCUGCGCAUGCGUCAGUUCGUGCUGGACUCUGGAGUACUGAGCGUUGCGGCGCAGCGUCGUGGCUGCACUUGUGUUAUGUAUCAUGUUGUUAUGUUCGCAAAUUCUAAAAGUGAGAAUGAAACUAAGUAUGCCUUCGUGUCGGAAUUGUGGGUGAUAGUUCAUCGUCCGAAGAAUAACAUGGCUGUGAUCGUUUACCCCAGCGAGGACUCAUCGAUUGAAGAGCGAGUUAGGAAUAAUGAGAUACCAGCGGCGGACUGGAAGCGGCAUUUGUGCGAAAUUGUAUUAAGUACUUAUGAUGUCAACGAAGCAGUUCUUUCCACGAUGCGGUACACAAGCGUAGCAUCAGCCUCAGUAUAUAAAGGUGUCAACGCGAAUAAACAUAAAUCAAACACUAUAGACUUGAAUAAGGAACCGUCGAGCAGUAAGAAGCGUCGUAUCACAUCUCAAGUUCAAAACAAUACAACACCAAGCGAAGGACCCAUGGGAUCUUCUACACCUAUAGCUAAAAAUAAUACAGCCACUACUGAAAAAAAUGUACACGACAAUACAAGUUUAAUAAAAUCACCUGCAUUUUCUAACCCUAAAAAUAAUAAAAAUCCGCAAAAUGAAAUUAUAUCAAAUAAAAAAGAAGAGGACACUACACCAAAUUCAGUAAAGUCUUCAUAUUCUGAUAACAAAAAACAUGAAAAUAAGAUACCAAAAUCAAUACCAAAGUCUCCCGAAAUAGUUUCUACUACUCAAACUAAGGAAAGAACAUUACAUCAAGAUAAUACAUCUGGCGGAGUAAAGCGUAAAGUCCAAUUUAAAAUGGAUAAAAAUACGAAACAAUCAAAAGACCCCACUCAAUUGUCUAUUCCUAAAGUUAAUAAUGGAGUUAUCGAUAAUCGACACAAUUUAACUAAAGACAACGAUAGUUCAGUUAUGAUUAAUAAUGACGAACAAAAUAAUAAGGCACUAUCUUCAAAAGAGUCUAUUGAUUUUUCAGCAGUUGACAAUUGUACAAAAGAUGAAUUAGUGAAAAAUCUAAAUAAGCCACCAAUUUUCAAUGCAUCUAGAUCGUCUGCUGAUAAAUUUGUAAAACCAAAUAUGCAAAGUGAACCUGCUAAUGAACGCAUCAUUGACGAUGCUCAACGUCCAACAAAUGAUGAAUUUUCGACGACGAAAAAUAUUGAAAUACACGAAAAUACUGUACCAAAAUCAGCUGGAUCUGCUCAAGUCAUCGAAAACAACCAAGCGAAUAUCAACGAAGGAAAUAAAAUGCGCAAAUUCUUGGAAAAAAUUGACUCUAACAUCUAUGAAAUCCUAAAGGGGACGAUUGAAAUUAUAAAUGCAAUGAAUGAUUACACAUCGAAACAUUUAGAUAUUGAAAUCAACGCAUCGAAACAACCAAAUAUUGGCACUAAACCUGAGCAAAACAAGGAACACAGGAUACCUACUUUAAAUCAUUAACAUUCAGGCCUAGGACUUAUAGAUGCCGUGGAAAAUAGCAAGGUCUAACUCAACCAGGCAGGACUUCAUCACGUUUACGGCAAAGAAUUUUGGGUUUAGGGAAUUUAUUUACUCAUUAAAUUGAAGUUACGUAAAAACUAUGGUUAGCUCAAUCAAUCUUUACUUGCAUUCAAAAUAUUUCUUCCAUCGCAAAUUUUCUUAGCCUUAUUUUAAAUAUCUCCUUUGAGUUACUUUCUUUUAUAUUUUUUGUAAGACUUUUGUUUAAUAGGGUAGUUAGUGUAUGUGAGAAAAAUUCCAAAAAUACAUAAAUAAGAUAGUUUAAUCGAAAAGAAAUCGGAAAAUAGUAGUUUCAGUUCAUAAAAUUAUAAAAUAUUUUUUUUAAUUCAAUUCAAAUUUUUGAGUUUUUUAAUCUGUUUUACAAAUAUUUGAAACGAGUGCCGCCAUGACAUGACGUCAUCAAGGCAGUAAACUACUUGAAAUGUCAAUACGCGUUAUUUUUUCGGACAAUAAAUUUGGAUCUUUUCUCGCAAGUUGUAACCAAGUUUUCCUCAUAGUUAUAUCAGUUCGCAUUUGAAUCUACAUUUUUUUUUGGGUUUUUACACUAGUAUUCUUACAUUCAAAAAUAACACACCUACGAGAAGGAUAGUAGCUCAUUUUAAUUGUAAUAAUUUCCUCUUUCUCUAUGCAAGGCAUUGUUACUUGAUGUUUACUGUCGAGAUGACGUCAGCAAAGUGGACUCUAGAGUUUUCGUUUAUUUACGCGGGAAAAUUUAAAAUGUAAUAUUGAAAUAUAUUUAAAGCCACUUA
Messenger RNA from Manduca sexta (tobacco hornworm), 2264 nucleotides. Its product is annotated as homeobox protein 2. The coding region runs from base 16 to 1458 and encodes 480 amino acids. Lineage: Eukaryota; Metazoa; Arthropoda; Insecta; Lepidoptera; Sphingidae. The transcript is spliced from 3 exons. The record is from RefSeq and is a predicted model, not a curated record.